This is a messenger RNA of Harmonia axyridis, 4328 nucleotides long. It is a transcript of the gene flz, whose product is annotated as serine protease filzig. The coding region runs from base 284 to 3364 and encodes 1026 amino acids. The record is from RefSeq and is a predicted model, not a curated record. The transcript has 5 exons. Gene Ontology annotation, molecular function: serine-type endopeptidase activity. Gene Ontology annotation, biological process: proteolysis. Lineage: Eukaryota; Metazoa; Arthropoda; Insecta; Coleoptera; Coccinellidae.
CCGACAGACCAGAAGUAACUCUUCAGUCUUUUACCGGCUCCAAAUCGUGCCUAACAUCACCUUGUUCUUCAUCUUAGAACUGUCAAUACCACGUGAGAAGGUCGGUCGUCGAUCGCAUAAGAAUUCCUGUGGUACGCACACACGUUUUGAAUCCUCUUUCUGCCGGAAAAUGACCAAUAGGAUUCUAUGAACUAUUUCCGAUUGAAAUGAACUCAAUGUGUACAUUCUAUUGAAUUUUGUUAAUGUUGUUUUUAGUUUAUUACAAGUUGAAUAUAUUACUACGAUGAGGUUUUAUGUUGUAGUGUUCUUGUGUUUAAUCGACUAUUUUCUGGUUGUUUCCUCCAUUGAGAUCCGGCAUAGUAGAGAUCCCAAAUUGCUCUUCGGAGGAUACAGAAUAACACCGAGAUUUUGCAAGCCAACAAGAAAAAUUUUCAAUGAUACCGGCGGACCAAACGUUUGCAUGUUCAACCACGAAUGUAUACUCAGACAAGGCGAAGUGGUUGGAGCUUGCAUGGAUGGUUUUCUAUUUGGAGCAUGCUGCCAUCUCAGUACUGGUACUACUGGCGAACUCAUUCAAAACGCAUCCACGAACAGUCUGAAGGAGAAAGAACCAGAACCAAUGGAUAAAAAGCCACCGGUUGACUUACCCAGUAGUCCAUCAGUAGAUAUCACAUCCAGCGGAAUACAUCAAAUAACGCAAACCUUACUUAACCAAGACUUGCUUCAGACGAUAGAUAAUAAUGCUAUAGUUCAAGUGAAUGAAAAUGAAAACGGGUUCAGCACAUCGGGACUACUACACCAUCCUCUACCAGAUACUGCACUAAACACCGAAAGCGUAACGCUGGUGACAUCUAAUGGUUACGUGACGAAAAAGCCCACAACUGAAAGUAGAAAAACAACCACUACUCGAAUUGAACAAUCGACACAUCCUUAUGACCGCGACACUCCACUACUGACGGUUUCCGUUUCAUCGCCAUCUUAUACUGCCAAACCUAUGACAACUACUUUUGUACGACCAAUGUUUCACCAGAAACCAUUCGACACUGACAAGUAUGUACUUGUUCCUACCAUAACAAAACCAAAUGAACCUUCAAGUGAUAAUUACCCAGUUAUUCAUCUGUUGAACAAUGAUGGGACAUCAGAUGUCUAUCAACACUCAACCACGUCGAAAAAUCCUGUUUCUACUUCUUAUAUUUAUGGUGCAGCUACAAGUUAUAAGCCAUUCACAUCAAAGAAACCUCCAUCUACGUCGUAUGUCUUCAGCACAGCAAUUCCUCCAAGAAGAACAACUAGUUCCCAAACAACUACCACUAAGUUGAAACCAUCAAGUACGAAGAAGAAGGGCAGUAAACCUACGAAAAACUCGAACAAGAAGACGACUAAACCAAAUCAAUCAAUAUAUUCAGAUUCGACAAGACCGUACACACAAACGACGAAGAAACCACCAUCAACAUCUUACAUCUACAGUUCCAUUCCAACUAGACGACCUGGAUCAACAAUUGGCGUGAAUGGGCCUGGAAUUUCUAUCUCCUCUGAUCCUAUUCCGCAGUUUUCAAGUAGCACAGGAUACCCUAGUCCUGCGCCAACGCUUAUCGUUCUAAGUCCAAUAACAGAGGAAGAUCCCUAUACUAGACCAGUAUCACAAGCUCCAUCGUUCAGUUCUCCUUAUCCUUCAACUUAUCAAACACCUUCCCCGAAACCUCCAAGAAAACCAGUUAAUCAUGUAACAAUCAAUAAUCAUGUCACUCAAAAUAUAUAUCCAGGAACUAGGCCAUCGAGCGUAGGUCCAUCAUCGAACGGGUAUAUAGGAUCUAGUGAGAAACCAUCACCGACUGUUCUUAUCACCCCUAAGCCUAACAUUGUUUCAUCUUCAGGAAGACCUACACCUUAUGAUGAAUACGUAACAGCAGGUAUCAAUGUAGAACCUUCUCUUGAUGAACUCAAUAAUUUUCCUCCAGUUAGAAAUCCCAAUUUGAAUAUGUCACUUUAUGGAGAUAAUGAUGUCACUACACCAGAAUUUGCUGAAGAUGAGCUUCUUGAUGAAAAGAUGGAAUCUUUCGUGAAUAAAAUCAUUCAGGGCUUGCAGGAACCAUUCCAAGAUCUUAAAGAUGUAGUUUACAACCAAAAUAAAACUAAACCAAUAAAAAAGCAAGGCACGACUACUAAGAAACCAGUGGCAAAACCUGCUAGACCAGCAACUACCAUUCGACCUGUUAGACCUUCAUCUGUCAGACCACUAUCACCUUCUAGACCCUCAUCCUACAGGCCUACUUCUCUUAGACCAUCAACAUCUGGAAGACCGCCAGUUCGUCCGUCUUCAGUUCGACCUUCUUCUGUAAGACCUCCAUCAGCAAGACCUACUUCUAACAGAAUAACUACUACUAAAUUGACAACACGAAGACCAACAAGACGACCAGCUAACACACAGACGACCAUUACUUCAACGAAAAAACCUUCAACUUCUACAAAAAAGCCUUCAACAUCUUCAAAAAAACCAUCAAAGGGCACCAGAAGGCCAACAACAACAACGGAAUCUUUGAUUGAAAAAGAUACAAUCUCACCCAGUAUUUUCACUGACGAUUACAGAAGAGAAUGCGGUCGUAGGCCUUUGAUGAAAACUGGCCGUAUCGUUGGAGGAAGAGAAGCCACAUUUGGAAAAUGGCCCUGGCAGGUUCUUGUCAGGGAGUCCACAUGGUUGGGUCUUUUCACCAAGAACAAAUGCGGAGGAGUUCUCAUCAGUAACAAAUAUGUUCUGACAGCUGCUCAUUGUCAACCAGGAUUCCUAGCAUCCCUGGUAGCAGUUUUUGGAGAAUUCGACAUUUCCGGCGAACUAGAGUCCAAGAGGUCACAAAGCAGAAACGUGAAGAGGGUUAUCGUGAACAGAGGAUAUGAUCCACUUACUUUCGAAAAUGAUCUGGCAUUGUUGGAGUUGGAAAGUACCAUAAAGUUCGACCAACAUAUAAUACCCAUAUGCUUACCGAGAGACAAUGAAGAUUUCACUGGAAGAAUGGCUACAGUAACAGGUUGGGGAAGACUUAAAUACAAUGGAGGAGUUCCAUCGGUACUUCAGGAAGUCCAAGUACCUAUAAUGGAGAAUUCAGUAUGCCAGGAGAUGUUCAAAACAGCCGCUCAUUCGAAAGUAAUUCUAGACUCUUUCCUCUGUGCAGGAUAUGCAAAUGGACAGAAGGAUUCAUGUGAGGGUGAUUCAGGAGGGCCACUGGUUCUUCCACGCAGCGAUGGCAGAUAUCAGUUGGCUGGAACGGUAUCCCACGGGGUGAAAUGCGCAUCCCCCUACUUACCGGGUGUAUAUAUGCGGACGCAAUGGUUCAAACCUUGGAUCGAGUCCAUUACUGGAAUUAAUUGAUGCCACAUUCAGAAUACCCGAUCCUUUCCAAUUCCCUGAACGACCUAUUAGAAUUAUGAGAAUCAUUUGUGGAUUACGGCACUACGAGGAUGGUAGGGAAAGAAAAUAUUCUACCUGGAUGGAACCUAUUGAUUUUUUAAUGUUAUCAAGCUGGACGUAUUCUUAGUACUUCAGAAAAGACUGUUCCAUAUAGAAGAAUUUUAUAGAAGCAUAAUGUGUUCUGAGUAAAUGGACUACUUGAGUUAAUUCCAAAGUUUCACUCUAUGUUCCACCAAUAUUUUCUGUAGAACAGUUAUAAUAACAAAUUCACAAAAUUUCAAGGAAUUGUUUUGAAUAUUGAGGUUAUCAUUGUUUUUUCAGGAGCCAAUUAAAACGAGAAUAAUUAUUAACUGGCUAAUAUCUGUAUAACAUUAAAUUGUAAUAUGUGUCAAUUCUACCGAUCAUUUUUAUAUUCUCUCCCAGCAGCAGAGGAUAUGAAAUUCUGAUUCUUCAAAACAUGAACGGAAACUGCUCUCGCGUAUUUAUUUACAAAAUACACCAAGGCUGGCUAAUCGAAUAAGGGUGUUCCGAAACUGAUAUAUAUUAUCCCAUCAGAUUAGCUACUCAAACUUUAUGAAUCUCAAAACAGCAAAUUUCGUGGGAACAGAUGCGAUGCAUCAUUUAUUUUGAAAGGUCUCUUCGAAUUGCUUCGUAUAUCUAUCGAAAGCCAGUGUUUCGAACCCUAAAAACUUGAAGUUUUUUUGUGAAUAUCCGAUUUUUGAAAACUUACAAAUAUAAUAAAAUAUCAUUGUUGAUUAUCUUCCCUAAUAUUUAUUUUUCGUAUAAUAUACGAAUUAUCCAUUCGAAACUUAGGUAUAUUUCGAAUCCAGAAAAUGUUUCUUUUGUGAAUGUACAGUGAUUUAGAUUAUGAAAAAUUUCAAAAAUAAAUAAAUAUUUUAUUAUCGUUUAUUGUCCUCCCAAACAU